GUGGAAGGGGCGGUGCUGCACCGUCCCUGGGGAGAGAGGCGGCGGGCGAGCGCGCAUGCGCGGCAUGGGUAAUGGCGGGGCGACCCAGCCUGGCGGAAGCUAGCGUUCCAACAUGGCGGGCGAGGCAGAAGGACUGUUCAAACGGGUGCUGGUGCCGGUUCUUUUACCUGAGAAAUGCUAUGAUCAACUUUUCGUCCAAUGGGACUUGCUUCAUGUUCCCUGCCUCAAGAUUCUCCUCAGCAAAGGCCUUGGGCUGGGCAUUGUGGCUGGGUCACUCCUGGUAAAGCUGCCCCAGAUCUUUAAAAUCUUGGGAGCCAAGAGUGCCGAAGGACUAAGUCUCCAGUCAGUGAUGCUGGAGCUCACCGCGUUGACUGGAACUGUGGUCUACAGCAUCACCAACAACUUCCCCUUCAGCUCUUGGGGUGAAGCACUGUUCCUGACACUCCAGACAAUUGCCAUCUGCUUCCUGGUCAUGCACUACAGAGGAGAGACCGUCAAAGGCGUUGCUUUCCUUGCCUGCUAUGCGAUGCUCCUGCUGGCGCUGCUCUCCCCACUCACACCUCUGGCUGUAGUGACCCUGCUCCAAGCCUCCAAUGUGCCUGCUGUGGUGGUGGGGAAGUUGCUCCAGGCAGCCGCCAACUACCAUAAUGGGCACACGGGCCAGCUUUCCGCUAUCACAGUGUUUAUGCUGUUUGGGGGCUCUUUGGCCCGAAUCUUCACUUCCGUUCAGGAAACUGGAGACCCCCUCAUGGCUGGAGUCUUUGUGGUCUCUUCCUUCUGCAAUGGCCUCAUUGCUGCUCAGGUCCUCUUCUACUGGAAUGCAAAGCCUCCCCACAAACAGAAAAAGAAGCAGUAGUGCUGGGGCAGCUUCUAGAACAUUCCAUUCCAUUCCAUUUGGCCACUACCUUCAGGUCCCCCCACAUGACCUGGUCUGCUGGUACAACUUAAUCAUCCUCAUUCCACUGUAACUGCAGCCUCCUGAGCCAGGGUUCGCAUUAACAGCACGCACUUGUUUCAGCAGGGGCUGAGGCUGACUUUAUAAGCAGCUGUCUUACUGGAGCAAUGUCGUGCCUUGUCUACUUACCUUCCUUCUAGGCGGAGGACAGAGCCUGGACAAACGUGGUUGGGAGCUUGUGGCUGCUUCCCUCGCCACCUGGCUGGGAUAAUCUAUAUGACCCCAGUUCUGGAGGUGGGGGAGGGGAGAAUGACUCAGAUAAGGGCCUCAGGGUGGGGUGGGGAGGCUCCUGCUGUGGCAGGUCUAGACGGAAGGGAAGGGUGUGGAGAAGACAUGGGCUGCUGCUGUAAUGAGAAUACAAUAGGUGGGACAAUAAAGACUCAAAGAUGGGCUUUCAUUGUACAAAAUCGUGUUUAGUGUAGGUUUGUGCAUUCUGCUUCCUUGGAAGACUUGUAGGACUCUGAACUGGAAAGGGAUGGGUCUACGGGGUUGGCCCUGGAUGUCUCUGCCAGUUAAAGGUGGGUUACAGACAUGGGGCACCAGCAAGGGAAGUAUUGCAUGGAGGGGCAGAGCCUGGGGAUAAGUAGGUGGGAAAAGAGGGCAUUAGCUCCCCCUGGAGCCUAGGAUCACUCUGAGGAAGGGAGCACGAUGAGGGGGCCUCCGGUCUACAAUGGGAAGAGCUGUAGAGAGAAACACAGGGUUUGGAGGUUACACUUGUGGGUUGGAGAGACUGGGCAGUGUCCCCAACUCAGUAGGAGACUGGUCUGACCAGUUUGCAGUAGACAGGGUUAGAAUUUUCAGCCAGCCAUGUUGGGUACAGCAGGCAUGGAACAAGACCCUAGGAUGGCUUAAAGAGCAAGGUAGCUAGCUCUGUUGGGGCACGCUCAGGAGCUGUCUUGCGUGCUGCACGCUGUUUGCCUCUUGGGGCAGCAGGCCAGGAAGGAGCAACAGGAUGGGCUUGGCCUCUCCUUGCCCCGGGGGCUGGGAGAAGCCAGGUCACACAAGGGCCAUCAACAGUGGAGAAACGGACGUUCAGAAAGUAGAAUACAUUAUCCUGAGAUGGACAAGCCUUUGUCCUGAAUUCUGAGCUCUCCCACCCAACUGCCUGGUGUGGCUUCCGCUUGGAUGGACUGGCGUUCUCCCAACUUAGCCCUCUGGCUUUCAUCCCCCACCCAGCUUUUAGGAAGGGGAAGUACAGAGUGGUUGUAGGAGACAAUCAGGCACUCACGUGUAACUGCCAGGCAGGUAGGCUGACGAAUAGUUGGGAGGCUGGUACCCAAAGCCUCUGCUCCCUUGGGUAGUUGUGUACCCGGGCCCCCAGUGCGGGCCACCACAGGCCAGGCCGCCUCCUCCCUGGCUGAAGUGGACAGACCCGGUGCCCGAGUUCUUGCUCUUGCGCCGAGGCCGGUACUUGUAGUCGGGGUAGUCGCGUAGGUGACGGGCUCGUAGCCGCUUGGCUUCCUCCACGAAGGGACGCUUCUCUUCGUCGUCCAGCAGCUUCCACUGCGCGCCCAGGCGCUUCGAGAUCUCAGAGUUGUGCAUCUUGGGGUUCUGCUGCGCCAUCUGGCGGCGCUGUACAGAGCUCCACACCAUGAAGGCGUUCAUGGGCCGCUUCACCUUCUCCAGCGGAAGCCCUCCAGUCGCUCCAGGGCUCCCGGCACCCUCCUGCUCCUGAGGUCGCAAGGACAAAGAGGCUGUGGGAACCGGAGGCUCCAAGCUCCAAGUCUGGGCUUGUGAGGAGCCGGGUAGCGCCAUGGGUUGAAAGUAAAGCGUCUUUGAGAGGGCGUCUUGACUGCCCUCCUCCCAGAGUGAAGACUGGACCCUGAAAGUCUGGGUACUUAAGUAUCUUCCAGAGUCCUUGACUCGAACCUUUGCUCCCAGGAGUGGAUUCGUCACCUCUGGAAAGCGGAAUGCCGAAUCCUUGUCUGUCACCACUGUCCUGAAGAGGUUGUGUUCUCUCAAGUCUAGCUACUGCCAGACCCUCUCCCUACCCUCUGCUGGGGCGGGACGGAGUCUUCCGUGGAGGCUGCAACUCGGUGAGGUUCUUGGUUUCCAAAGCUCCCACAACUGCCGAGCGAACCCAGGUGCCACAGAACUUCCCCACCUGUGUUCAGCCUCUGUGGAAGGCUCUUAAAGCCCGACUCCUCCCCCAAUCCCUCCCAGAGGCUGUGCCGUCCUGACACACACAAACUCAGGUGUCCUGUUCUCUUAGCAGCCCAGACACCUCCCUUGGGGCACCACGCCCCCUCUCCACCCAAGGUCUGGACUUCAUGCCUAAUGGCCCCAAAACGGCUAAACUGUCAACUUUUUACCAGCAAUUUAAAGCAAAUUCCUUUCCUUUGUGGGAUCAAGCUUGAGCAUCAAAUGCCCCCAGGGCCACUCCCUACUCAAAACCUUUUCCGGUGCCUGUUGCUCCUCAAAUCCUGAACUGCCCCAGGGGUAAGAAACUCAAAGAAGAUAGGCCAAGGCCAUUUUUGUUUUCUGAGUCAUCCCAGCAGGUGCCUGGGCAGAUGGAGCCACUUCCAGUCCUGAGACUUCCCCACCGCCACACAAUCACGCAAGUUUCAUCUUUAAAUCCAAACCAGGAGGAGCCAAAGGACUUGGGACCAGAGAUACUCCCCCCUUUUUGGUGGUUUUGUUUUUGUUUUGUUUUUAAGACAGGGUUUCUCUGUGUAACUGUUCUGUGUCCUGGAACUUCCUUUGUAGACCA
Molecule: messenger RNA, 3665 nt
Organism: Arvicola amphibius (Eurasian water vole)
Lineage: Eukaryota; Metazoa; Chordata; Mammalia; Rodentia; Cricetidae
Gene: Mpdu1
Product: mannose-P-dolichol utilization defect 1
Exons: 7
Coding region: 113-856 (247 amino acids)
Biological process (GO): oligosaccharide biosynthetic process
Source: RefSeq, a predicted model, not a curated record